Molecule: messenger RNA, 685 nt
Organism: Theobroma umbraticum
Lineage: Eukaryota; Viridiplantae; Streptophyta; Magnoliopsida; Malvales; Malvaceae
Product: cAMP-regulated phosphoprotein 19-related protein
Source: RefSeq, a predicted model, not a curated record
CUUCCUACAACAUAUUCUUAUCUCACCCUCUCACUCAACGCAUCCCUUCUCUCUCUCUCUUUCUCUCUUUUCUUUUUCUCUCUUCUAUCCCUUCCCGUUCUCUCUUGCAUCUCUUCCUUUUCCCUUGUGCAAGGGGAGAACUUAGAAGAAAAAUGGCAGACUGCAAACAUGGUGAAGACUUCUAUGCCUCCCAAGACCAUGAAGGAACAACCACGGCCAAGAAAUACGGAGGACUGGUGCCGAAGAAGAAGCCCUUAAUCUCAAAGGACCAUGAACGUGCCUUCUUUGAUUCAGCAGACUGGGCAUUAUGUAAGCAAGGUGCAGGAGUUAAUCAGAAAUCGACUGUGGCAAUAGAGACUUUGAGACCAAAACUGCAGAGAACGCCACACCAACAGCUACCCCCGAGAAGACCUGCUUGUACAUCUGGUCGAGAGAAUGUUGGCCAAUAGAUUCCAUCAGGUGGUCGGAGGAGGAAGUGGGAAUUGAUCAAUGUUUAUAACAUUCUUAUGGUGAUGGAAAUUGAAUUUACAUUGCAAUGGGCGCUUGAACUAGUUUAUCUUUUUAAUAAAAAGGGAGAGAGUCUUCAUUGUUGGAGAAAAGAGACAUGCUAUGUUCUGUAAUUAGUUCAACAAUGGUUGGGAAUUCGAUUAAUUUGGUUAAUUUAGUUUAGAGUUUUUUUCUUUAA